GAACUUUAUCCCAAAACAAAGACUACAUUUCCUCUCUAUUUAAACAUUGCACUUGUAUUGAUAAUUUCUUGAAAGUAACUAACUAGAAGUAGCUAGUAGUGCAAUUUAUUUCUUAAAUAUCUCCAAUGGCAAAAGAGAGAAUCCUAAAACCUUCCAAAUGGUUCUCUAAUAAGGGUCUUAGGUUAAGUCUCAAUCGUGGAAGAUCAAAAUCUAGUAGCUCAUCAACCCUAAGUUGCUCUCCUCCUUCUCCUAUGUCUCCAUGCACACCAAAAAAUAACACCUUAAAGGUUGAAGACGAGCUUAAAGAAGUUUUUCGCCAUUUCGAUACUGAUGGAGAUGAGAAGGUAUCAGCUCUAGAGCUUAGGUCUUUUUUCGGUUCAGUUGGUGAGUUUAUGUCACAUGAAGAAGCUGAGUCUGUGAUUAAUGAUCUUGAUUCAGAUGGGGAUAAGUUAUUAGACUUCAAUGAUUUCUUGAAGCUAAUGAAAAGGGAAGGUAACAGUAAUCCUAAUGAUCAAGAUCAUGAAGAUGACCUUAAGAAAGCAUUUGAGAUGUUCGAAAUGGAGAAAGGAUCAGGGUGUAUUACACCUAAAGGAUUGCAAAGGAUGCUUCAUCGCUUAGGUGAUUCGAAAUCUUAUGAUGAAUGCGUUGCUAUGAUUCAUGUUUUUGAUAUUGAUGGUAAUGGUGUUCUUGAUUUUCAUGAAUUUUACCAAAUGAUGGCUUAGUUAGUUAAUUAGAUUAAUUGUGCAAAAAUUGCAUUUAGAUGUAUAUGUGUGUACCUAUGUAUGUAUACCAAUUAAAGAAGGAAAAUGAGGGGAAAUAAAAAAGGAAAGAAAGAGAAAAGAGAACUCAUCUUCUUUAUUCCUUUGAUUUCCUCUUUCUAAUAGUUGUGAAUUCCUUUAUAGUCUUAUGUAUGUAUUCUUGAUAAAUAAUUGCUUCUCACUCUAAAUUUGAGUAUGAAAAUAAGCAAAGCAUGAGUUUUGGUUUGAA
Molecule: messenger RNA, 987 nt
Organism: Ricinus communis (castor bean)
Lineage: Eukaryota; Viridiplantae; Streptophyta; Magnoliopsida; Malpighiales; Euphorbiaceae
Product: probable calcium-binding protein CML41
Exons: 1
Coding region: 126-722 (198 amino acids)
Molecular function (GO): calcium ion binding; enzyme regulator activity
Source: RefSeq, a predicted model, not a curated record